GCCUGAUGUGAAUCGUGCCAUCCACCCCCCUCCCCCCUCCAUCCAUCUAUCAGCGUUCCUGCAUGCUAUUAAUAGCACCCAUGUGCCAUGCGGUGAUAGCAAAGCAAUUCCGUGCAGCAAGCUUGGCAAGGACGCCCUUGUCAUCCCCAUCCAUCCUCCCUCCCCCUCACCACCAUCUUCUUCUUUUCCUAUCCCCUCCUCACCAACCCGUCACCAUAACCUUGAAUUUCCGGUUCCUCGUCUUCCUGCUUCUUGCACAUGGGUGGACUCCCCCGCAUGCCCCCGCUGCCGCACCCCCACCUGUGCCUUCCAUCCCUCAUCCUAUGAUCACCCCUUGUAUAUCUUCCUUCGUCUGUCCUCUGUCCUUCCCUCUCCUUGUGCUCUCUCCCUCCCGCUCCCCCCCGCCUCUGCCUCCUCUUUCCACGCAGAUGGGUGGACUCCCCUCCGUGCCCCCGCUGCCACACCCCCACCUGUGCCAUCCCCUGACGACAUGCUGUGGGGGGGACAGCGCGUGGAGCUGCACAGCGGGGAAGGGAGGGGAGGGAAGAGAGGGGAAGGCUGGGAGCGGAGGGGAGGGAGAGGGAGGGCGGGGUUCGGCACAGGAGGGUUAGAGGAGUACGGCGGGUUAGAGGAGUACGGCGGGUUAGAGGAGUACGGCGGGUUAGAGGAGUACGGCGGGUUAGAGGAGUACGGCGGGUUAGAGGAGUACGGCGGGUUAGAGGAGUACCCCCGCUGCCGCACUACCCCCACCUGUGCUUCCACGGCAAUGGCUCUCAGGUGCAAGCAGUGCACCACGGUGGCUCGCCUCGUGCGAUACAACGACCCUGCCAAGCUCCCGCACACCAGGGAGGGCCGUUGUGGCGAGUGGGCCAACGCCUUCACUCUCUGCUGCCGGGCUCUGGGCUAUGAUGCCAGGCAGGCAGUGGAUUGGACAGACCAUGUGUGGACUGAGUGCUACUCGCAUGCGAAGCAGAGGUGGGGCAAGAAGCUGACUUACGUGUUUGGAGUGGGGAGGUAUGGGGUUGCUGACGUCAUUCGAAGAUACACACGAAAAUGGGGUGAGCUCCAGCAUAGGCGGACAGAAGCAUCAGAGGCAGCUGUAGCAGCGGCAAUGGCGGCGGUGACAGCAAGGGCUCGAGCCAGCCUUCGUGGGGAUGAGAGGAGGCGGUUGGAGGAGAGGGAUGCUAGGGAGAGAGAGGAGCUAUGCGGAGUGAGGGGAGGAGGGGAGGAGAAAAGAGGGGAAGGAGGGGAGAGGGAUGGUGUGGUGUUGGGAGGGAGGCAGACUGGUUCUGUGGAGUGGAGAGCAGCGAGGGGGAAACUAGGGUUGGAGAGGAGGGGAGAUGGGGGGAAAGAGGGAGGGAAAGGGGAGGCUGAGGGGGUUAAAGCGGGAGUGAAAGAGGGGAAGGAUGGGAGGUUGGAGAGGAGGAUGGAGGAUGGGCAUAUGGGUGCACUGCUGCUGGGAAUUGGGGACAUGUGCUGCGAUGUUAUUGGCUCUCCAGUCACUCUUGGAUGCAGCAGCGAUGUCAACGUUCAGUGCGAGUGCAGCAACGAACGAGGCAGCAGCAAGCGUGGCAGCAGGAGAGUCCUGCUCUCCCUCCUGACUGCCAUGGGGGUUCAGAUCUGGAAAGAGGAGGGAGAGAACAAGGGGAGUGAGGGGACAGGGUGGGUGAUGGGGGUGAAGGAGUGUGAAACUCGAAGAGAAGAGGGGACGUGUGAAAAUGGGAAAGGGGGAGCAGCAGGGGUGGGAGGAUGGAGGUACGGACAAAGGGCUGUGCUAGCAGCUAUGGCAUUACAAGCAGCACAGGAGGUGCUGCCACGUGUCAAGCAGGCAUUGGAGCAGAUUCGGGCGGGGAAUGAUGGGGAUGGAGAUGCGGCACGGCUGCAGGCAUUGGUGCAGCAUGCCAGGGAGUGUGGCGGCUGGGUGUCCGCUGAUGGGGAGAGCGCUCCUAAUGAGAUGGUGAGAGGGGAUUGCGUGGUUCAACAGUCGACUCAAUGA
Messenger RNA from Closterium sp. Naga37s-1, 1996 nucleotides. Lineage: Eukaryota; Viridiplantae; Streptophyta; Zygnematophyceae; Desmidiales; Closteriaceae. The record is from the annotation of a GenBank genome assembly.